This is a messenger RNA of Ceratosolen solmsi marchali, 642 nucleotides long. RefSeq lists its product as uncharacterized. Bases 1 to 510 code for a protein of 169 amino acids. The transcript is spliced from 2 exons. Lineage: Eukaryota; Metazoa; Arthropoda; Insecta; Hymenoptera; Agaonidae. The record is from RefSeq and is a predicted model, not a curated record.
AUGUUUAAGGUGCCGCUUGUCGAGAAGUACCAGAAGGUGCGAUUCUGCUCUCAAUAUGGCGUACAAAGCGUCAAGAGAGAAUUUCGUCUUUGGCUGCAGAAGUACCUUCUCUCCGGAUUGGAAGAGGUGGCAAGGGAGCUCGUUGACGACGAGGGUUACGAAAAGUUUCGCAACUACCUGUGCAUAUUUCUCGAGGUCUGCUCGAAGAUAUUGCGAGAGACGUACGUCCUGUCGAGCACUUACACGUCGUUGCUGAAGAGCGACGCGAGGAAGAAGGAUCAAAAUCCGAGGUACGAGACGGACCACAAGACGCUCAAAUCACUGAAGGAUGCAAGGGAGAGUUUUUACAAGCACACCGAGGUUCAGAGGUCCUUGAAAUUCGAUGAAAAUGACUUCGUCGACAUGGGCAAUGGCAACAAGAUUUCCGGAGCAGAUGCAAAAGUUCACGAAAAUAUUUGCGGUUUUGGCUCAAGCCGAAACGAACGAGGAGCUGGAGAAAGUGCUCGUUAAAAUCAAUCGAAUGUUAAAUUUGGAUUACAAUAACAUCAAAAUUUAUUUCGAACGGCAUAAAAUGCCAAGGCGUCCGGAAUUUACGAGGGCCAACCACGAGCCAACGAAUUCCCCUCGGAAUUUUGAAAAGGG